AUGGGUCCUGACUCAACUGCCGACGAAAUAAGGGAAGCAUUUCAUAUUUUAGAUGCUGAUGGUUCAGGUCAACUUGAUGUGAAUGAAUUAGCUAAGGUGAUACCUGCUAUUAUGCCUAGUGCAACUUUAGAUACUCUUCCUACGAUGAUUCGUCGUUAUGACAAAAAUUAUGAUAAUCAACUCAAUUUGAAUGAAUUUACCAGACUUGUCAGGGGUGGUAUUGGGCGAGACAUUGUCUACAGAGACGUUAUUAUGAUUGAGUAUGAUUAG
This is a messenger RNA of Rotaria sp. Silwood2, 270 nucleotides long. Lineage: Eukaryota; Metazoa; Rotifera; Eurotatoria; Philodinida; Philodinidae. The record is from the annotation of a GenBank genome assembly.